This is a messenger RNA of Homo sapiens (human), 5371 nucleotides long. RefSeq names its product XK related 5 (gene XKR5). Lineage: Eukaryota; Metazoa; Chordata; Mammalia; Primates; Hominidae. Gene Ontology annotation, cellular component: membrane; plasma membrane. Bases 1439 to 2689 code for a protein of 416 amino acids. The record is from RefSeq and is a predicted model, not a curated record. The transcript has 3 exons.
AUUCUGUCUCAGUAGGUGUGACUGCAACCUGGGAAUCCAUGUCUGGAGACAGCCACAGGUGACACUAUGACUGGCCUAGCUCAGGAUCUACUCAACUGUCCUCACCUCCUGCUCAGAGGCGGAAGCCUGCCUGUUGAUCACUUCUGAAUGUAAUAUAAGACCCCGUCUCACUUCUUUCACCCGUUAUGGGUUUAUUCACAUCAGCACACAUUGAGCUUCCUCCUGUGCUGAAAAUGGAGUUAGACACCACAGUGUGAGAGGGUCAUGUCUCAGUGCCACAAAGACAUAAGCAAAUCCAUGCAGCCACUGUGAUCAGAGAAGUGACGCUAUCAAAACCCUACAGGAAACAAGAGGCAGAGCUUGGGAAAGUCAGGGAAGGGUUUACAGAGGGGACCUGCACGAUGUGCUAUGUGGUGAGCAAGGUUCACCUGAAGAAAAGGUGUGGACGGCGCUAGAACGUUUCAGGCAAAGCUGCGGAAGUAAUGGAAAGACCCUGGAGUGUCUGGAAAUCCACAGGAAAGUGAGUGCGCACAGCGUCCGAGGGAAAAAAAGCCCUGCGCUAGUUAAAAGCAAUGAAAACAGAUUGCACUGAGUGUAUCGCCAUAGGGAAGAGCCCUGCAUGAACUGAACCCACCUUCAAGUUGUGCAGAGGUGACAGGGCUUAAAAGGGAGAAAAAGGGAGGAAGGAGGAGGAAUAUCCGGGGGCUUGGCCAGAGACAGGGAAGUGGAAAUUUACAAAAAGCAGGAAAGUGGGAUCGUAAAUAUGAGUGUGCCAUCUGUGUUUGUUCAUUGGCGCUUGUCACUUGCUGGGAGCAGAAACAAAUUUCUCAUUUCUUUAUGACAGGAGGCAGGAGUCAGUCCUGUUAGGGCAAUGCACCCACCAGGCUUGGAGUUUGUAUUUGAAUAGAUGGCUCUUGGGUACUUGAGGAGACAGUUCUGGGUAAUAGAGGAUGUAUAUCUCAGAGCGCAGCGAAAUGAUUUGCAACUGCAAGCUUUCUAAAGGAACUGCUCGGAAAGGAAGUCCAGGGUCCUAUCCACCCAGCACCAAGUUUUGGCUGGAACAAACAGUACCUUCUCCUGGCAGCACUGCGCUUUCUUAGGCAGGAACUUAAAGGAGACUGAGGUCAGCAUCGUAGGGGUGAGGCCUUGAGCUGCUGGAAACUCGGUCAGUGUUUGUUCAAGUCUCUCGGUGUGGGGAGGUAAGGGGAAUCAUAUGUGCUGAGUCUGGAGUUCUCGUUGGCCAGGGUUGAAGACUCAUGGAAAAGAAGGCUCAGAGAAGGCUGACUGGAGUUUGGUUGAGGAAAGACUGUUUGUCAGUGGAAUGUCGUUUGGGAAGAGCAUGCUGGAAGAUGACCCCAGAAAGGAAAACUUGCGCUAAGUGGCAAACAGGACCAUCUGCUCUGUUGAGAAGUAGGGACUGGAUCCUGAAGUUAAGGUCAUGCUGUUGGAGAACAUCAUCCUGUUGCUGUUGGCCACCGACUUUCUCCAGGGGGCAUCGUGGACCAGCCUGCAGACCAUAGCUGGGGUCCUGUCUGGAUUUCUGAUUGGCAGUGUCUCACUGGUAAUUUAUUACAGCCUGCUGCAUCCAAAAUCCACAGACAUCUGGCAGGGCUGCCUAAGGAAGUCCUGUGGCAUUGCAGGAGGUGAUAAAACAGAGAGAAGAGAUUCUCCCCGGGCCACAGAUCUAGCUGGGAAGAGAACCGAGAGCUCAGGCUCAUGCCAAGGGGCAAGUUAUGAACCAACCAUUUUAGGGAAGCCCCCUACCCCUGAGCAGGUCCCCCCAGAGGCUGGGCUGGGGACCCAGGUUGCUGUGGAGGACUCUUUCCUCAGUCAUCACCACUGGCUGUGGGUGAAACUUGCCCUAAAAACAGGAAAUGUGUCUAAGAUCAAUGCCGCCUUUGGAGAUAACAGUCCUGCCUAUUGUCCACCUGCAUGGGGGUUGAGUCAACAGGACUACCUGCAGAGAAAGGCCUUGUCUGCCCAGCAAGAGCUCCCAUCCUCAUCCCGUGACCCCUCAACCUUAGAGAACAGCUCUGCGUUUGAAGGUGUCCCUAAAGCAGAGGCCGACCCAUUGGAAACCUCAAGUUACGUAUCUUUUGCCAGCGAUCAGCAGGAUGAAGCACCUACCCAGAACCCAGCAGCCACGCAGGGGGAGGGCACCCCAAAGGAAGGAGCUGACGCUGUUUCUGGGACACAGGGGAAGGGGACAGGUGGGCAGCAGAGAGGAGGGGAAGGACAGCAGAGUUCCACGUUGUACUUCAGCGCCACUGCAGAAGUGGCCACAUCCUCACAACAAGAAGGCAGCCCAGCUACUCUGCAAACGGCCCACUCUGGAAGGAGGCUGGGAAAGAGCAGCCCUGCCCAGCCUGCAUCGCCCCACCCAGUGGGCUUGGCGCCCUUCCCCGACACCAUGGCCGACAUUAGCCCCAUCCUAGGCACAGGCCCAUGUAGAGGCUUCUGCCCCAGUGCAGGCUUCCCUGGAAGAACCCUCAGUAUCUCAGAGCUAGAGGAGCCGCUGGAGCCCAAAAGGGAGCUAAGUCACCAUGCAGCUGUUGGUGUGUGGGUGUCAUUGCCACAGCUGAGGACUGCCCAUGAGCCCUGCCUCACGUCCACCCCUAAGUCUGAGUCUAUCCAAACGGACUGCAGCUGCAGGGAACAGAUGAAGCAAGAGCCGAGUUUUUUCAUCUGACCACAGUCAUGGUGGGAUAAGACAACAGGCUGACAAACCAAGCUGGCCAUUUGGUACCGUGAGAAAGGAAAUCCCACUUCUGACACCUGUGUCCUUGGGCACAUCACUGUCACCUCUGAAUCUCCAUCUGCAUCCCUGAAAAAUGAAGAAACAGGGCUGGAUGAUUUUGCAGGUCCAAUGCAAACAUCACAGACCCCACCCAUGCAUAGGAGAGACUCUAACAUACUUUAGAGGAGGAGAAAGAGAUUCCAGUCAAAAUUGUCUGCUACCUUUUAUGAGCUGUAGGUUCCCUUAUUUUAUCUUUUUGCUGUGGCUUCUAGGAAACACAAAGGUAAAACCCAGAUUCCUAUUUUAUUUGAGGUUCUUGUUACAAUUAGCUUUGCCUCACAUUUAGCGGUUAUGAAUCUCAUUUUAAUAUAUUCUAACUGUAUUAUGUUAUGAAAUCUCUUGGUAAGAUAAUUUGCAUGCUUUCUGGGAGUAGGUAAGGCCUGUGUGCUUGUAAUAACUAACAUAACUGAAAGUGCAAAUGUCAUUCUAAGAUUCCCAUAUCUUUUGGUUAGGGGACAAUAUUAGAGCUUUUAAAAAGGAAGGGUAGACUCACUUAGCUCAGCCUCACCCAUGCUAAGGGCACAUGCACACAUUUUCUGCAAUUCACUCUCAGACCAUCAGCAUCCUCCUGGCCAGCUGCAUAAAUGUAUUUUUCUGUGAAAUGUGCUGCUCCCCUUUGUGCAGGCUGGCCAGCCAAGAGUUCCCUUCCAGCUCCCACUGCUGCUUUCCACCCCAUCUCCUUUAUGUCCAAGCUUUGUUCCCACUUCCAUUCAAUGUGAGACACUAUCCAUGAUUUAAGCCCAUCCAAAAAGAAGGGAGGAAACGUCCAUUCCUCUCGCACUCUCCUUCUCUCUGACUCCUCCACUCUAAAGUGUUCUUUGUGGCUAGGUAUUUCCAUAAUUUCUUUAAGCCUUCCUUUGUAGCUGAUUAAGGAAGUCUAGUCAUAAACUAUCAAAGAGAAAGGCACACAGAGAGCUGGAUGCUAUUUAGGGAUGGGUAUUUUUGUUUUGUUUUGUUUCAUUUCAUUUGUUUAUUUGUUGAGACAGGGCCUCUCUGUCACCCAGGCUGGAGUGCAGUGGCAUGAUCAUGGCUCACUGCAGCCUCAACCUCCAGGGCUUAAGCAAUCCUCUCACCUCAGCCUCUCGAGUAGCUGGGACUACUGGCAGGUGGGCACCGUGCCUGGCUACUUUUUUGUAUUUUUUGUAGAGACAGGUUCUUGCCAGGUGGCUCAGGCUGGUCUCCAACUCCUGAGCUCAAGCGAUCUGCCCAUCUCGGCCUCCCAAAGUGCUGGGAUUACAGGCGUGAGCCACCGUGCCCAGCCAGAAUGGGUAGUUUUUAUUCUCUCCAAACACUUUUGGAUUAGGGUACAAUAUUAGAGCUCUAAAAAGGAAUAGUAGAAUAACUUAGCUCAGCCUGACACAUACUAAGGGCGCCUGCAGACACUUUCUGCAAUAAGCUCUCAGACCAUCAGCAUCCUCCUGGCCAGCCACAUAAGCCAAUCGGGGAUGCAGACAAGUGGCUACAAACUUUCCAUACAACAGGUGAAGAUAACGAGACUUUGGGUCGGAUGCAGGGGCUCACACCGGUAAUCCCAGCACUUUGAGAGGCUGAGGCGGGAAGAUCACUUGAGGCCAGAAGUUCGAGACCAGCCUGGGCAAUGUAGUGAGACCCCAUCACUACUAAAAAUACAUAAAUUAUCCUGGUGUGGUGGCACACACCUGUAGUCCCAGCUGCUCGAGAGGCUGAGGCACGAGAAUCAGUUGAACUGGGAGGCAGAGGUUGCAGUGAGCUGAGAUCGUACCAUGGCACUCCAGCCUGGGCGACAGAGCAAGACUCUAUCUAAAAAAAAAAGCUUGUUAAUAGAACAAAAUCAUUCAUAGUUCCAUUCACUGUGCUAUCCCAGCAUCUCAGUCCUUCCUCCAUGCAGUCUCUCGCCCAGCCAGGUGAGAGCAUGAGCACUUCCCUGAGUCCUCACCAGCCCUCCCCAUUUGUCCUCCAAGACUCCACUCAAACAUCUCCUCUUGGUGCCUUCCUGGGCCCUCCCCAGCUCCAGCUCUCCCAGACCUACCCUCUGUCCCCAGGUUGUACUCCACUGCCCUUUGCCCUCUGGUGACCUCUUCCUAAACUUGAAGCCCUGCCUCCCUGAAGGCUAAUUAAGGGUUGCAGUCCUCCUUCUGGGCUAACUCCAAGGUCCAGCAGAGUGUCCAGCAAAAGUAGGCGUUAGAGCAUUCAACAGCAUGAAUUCACUAACGAGCGGGGCUGUGGGCAUGAAUUUCAGCUUGAGUGCAUAUCCUGGAUCAACGGCAUUUGUGUUAUGGGGUAAAAGUAAGGGUGGGAUAUGGGGAAUUUGCUCAUUCUUUUCAAACUUUCUAGCCCUUGAAUAGCCUGGAAAGCUAGAAAUACUCUUCAUUCAUUCAUUCAUUUAAGGAAUAUUAGUUGAGUAUGACAGGCACUGAGUAUGCAGAAAUCAAGGCAUGUACUUGCUGUUCGAGGCCCUGUGGACCAACAUCGGCUUCUCAGAUGGCUUCCUCACUUCAUGCCUCCAGAAAGCAUAUUGCCCGGUGAUGAAAAGGAUCAGAAAAUAUACAUUAUAUUUAUUAGAGAAGACUAAUAAAUGGACACUUAAUUCAAAAA